AUGCAGCGAGACAACCGCUCUCGGGACCCCGAGGGAUCUCGCCGCCGGUGGUACGAGUCUCGCGACCGCGAUGCGAGAGAUCAGGGAGAUUCGCGUCAGCAAUCAUCGCUGCCAUCGCAACAAUCACAACAUCCCCAACAACCAAACCCGCAAAUGUAUCAGCAACACUCUCAGCAACGAGCAUAUGACCCUCAACGUUAUGAACAGUCCCCUAUGUAUCAACAGUCACCGCAGUAUCCGCAAUUUCCACCACCUCCCCAGCAAUAUCAACAAUCCCAACGCUAUUCCAGCGCGCCGCCUCAGCCGGUGCCAGGAUAUAAUAACCCUUAUCAACCACAGCAUAAUCCACAACGACCUCAGACACCUUCAAGUGUUUUCUCGUCCUCAAGUGACACAUCGACAUCACUAUUAGAUAUCUCGCGAUACAAGGACACGAAACAGUUUGGUGGUGUUUUUGGCACAUUUUUCAAGGCACCCUCGGACCGGGUCAAACAGCGCCUCCACAGAAAGAAGAAACAGAAGCGUCGCGUGCUUUACUUUGGCAACUCAUCAUCAUCUUCUGUGAACUCUGACCUAGCCUACGGACAGGGAUACGUCCGGCAACCAAAAAGCCGUACACUGAGCCCCCGAAGCCAAAGCCGUGCCUCUGGCCAAGGCUAUGCCUUUUCUCCAGGUCAUGGUCCGAGUCAAGGACAUCGGCGGCGCAGCUCAGGGGGGUCCGAUCGCGCAUCGCGACCCACGCCUCGGAAGAAGACCGCCGAUGAAGAGAUAAUGGCCCUUGGCCAGCAACUCUCUGACUUAGCGCGGCGGUCCAAGGAAGACGAACAACGCCUAUCCAGCCGAGGAUCAGGUAAAGGUAAGGCGGCUGCUCUGGGACUUGCAGCUGGCGCAGCUAUGGCAUCUGGUUAUGGCAGGCAGAAACACGGCUCACGGGGGUUGGGUAGCUCAAAGCAGCGCGUCGACACUUCGGAUGAUGACUCAGACUGGGAGGAUGCCUCUGACGAUGAGUCCUCUAGUAGUGAUGACGCUGGCUCAGCUGCCGACUCCGAGCUUGCAUAUGGCAUCGUUGGCGAAUCUAUUAAGCCCGCAGCUGGUGCCGCAGCGGCUGCAGGAACUGCAGUAGCCACACACGCUUUGGCUGGCUCUAGAAGGCCCUCAGGUCAAAGCCCAGUGUUUGACCCUCGGCGACAUGGAGACCGGGGCUCUAUCGUUGACCCUCGCCUCUUUGGCCCCUACAACUCUCUUCGAGGCUCAAUUAAUACUCCAUGUGGCUUCCGGGAUGAAGAACAGGCUGCUGCAUACCGUCGCGACUCAGCUAGCCUAGAGACUGGCGGACCAAUACAGAUGCGAGAUGUGUAUCCUGUUCCCAUCUCUGAUCCCUAUAGAUUUGACAGAGGCCAGUUCCCAAUGUCUGACAGGCGCCAGGAUUUGUCGACUCGACCUGCGCCGGUUCCCCUGCAACAGCCGGUUCCCAAGCAGGCGGUUUCAUCAAAAGUUUAUAAUGCCGAGAAGUUUGACGACACAAACCGCAGGGAACCUCGGCAGCGCAAAUCCGAGCUGCCCGACGGGAAGAGCUGGGCAGGAGUUGCUACAGCAGGUCUCGCAGCAGCAGCGGUCGGUACGGCUAUGGUAUCUUCAGCAUCCUCGCGAAAGGACAAUUCCGAGAAUCGUGAUGGGAGGAAACAUGACCUUGCUGAUCGAGACCGCCGUGAGCAAAAGCGCAUCGACCUAGAGCGCCAGAAGGCCCUAGAAGCAGAGGAACAAAAGCUCAAAGAGCUAGAGCAUCAAAAAGCCCAAGAGUUGGAACGGCAAAAAGUCCAAGAUCCGGAACGUCAGAGACUCGACUGGGAAAAACGCCUGGCCCACCAUACCCAGCGACAGGAAACAUUGGAGGACGAGCGUGAACGAAAUGUGAAAUGGGAGCGUGACUACCGUGGAUCGGAUCCCGAGCCUAUCUUUCCCAAGUAUAAUGACGAGCGAAAAUCUUCACGACGAUAUGAUCAUGACGAUACCCCCACGGAUAGAAUGGAGAAGAAUGUUGGUGUUGUAGAUGUGCCUCAAAGGGAUCAGGGCGAAGUUGAAGCAUUCCAUAUUGAAUCGGGGCCGGAGUUCAAAGUGUUGCGUGAACCUGUCGUCCAAGCUGACGACAGCGAGCGUGAUGCGACUCAAGAUGGCCGUGACCUUCCUCUACCUGUCGGUGCUGGCCAUCGCCCUCUAAGCAACUCAACUCAACCUGUACAUGAGACUAUUGAUCCCUUCCAGUACCAAGUUGCGGACGAUGCGUUCACUGUGUCUCAAAGAACCACACCUGGGCGCCCUCUUACACCUAAUGUUGUCACCAUUGAGCGCGAGCCUAAUUUUGACGACUCGCCGCCAAGUUCUUCAGCAGCCGACGCUCGGUUAAGCCGACGAGACUCCUUUGAGAUUGAGCGUAUGGUUGACGAGUACCGUCGGGAGACUCACGAUCCAGCACAACGUCACGAUACUCAAGCCGAUCAUGAGUUCGAAGAGGACGAGCGAAAGGCCAAAUCUAUUCUUGAUGAGGCCAAACAUGCCACAAUUCCUGUUGCAGCUGCCGCAAUAGCAUCCGCCGUUGCAGUCGAACAUGAGCGGUCUCAAGAGCAUGGGCACCAUCGCUAUCCAAACGAUAGAUCUCAAGAUAGCUCAAGAGGUCGCAAAGAUACUGUACAGGAGGAAGCUGACAGGUUCUAUCGUGAGGCCUGCAUCGCCCGAAAAAUUGCUUCUGACGAAUUACGAUCCCGAAGUGCAUCCCCUGAGCGAUCUGUCGUCGACAAGUGGCAAGAAGAUAAGAAUGAUCCAUUCACAAUUGUCACACCGCCGAUCAUGGAAGACAAGCAUCCGGAUAACAACAUGUUUGAUGGACCAGAUGCAGAUGUGAAGAUCGAUAAUAAGAUAUACCCCCGGGAAGAACGCCAUUUCCGAAACCUGGGUGACAAUUCUUCUGCUCUUGUCUUGAGGUCAAGAGAGCCUUCACGAGAGCGUCCUGUACUCAAUCUGAUAUAUCCUACUCCUGCCACAAGUCGUCAACACACGCCAGCUCCUCAAGCACAAGGUGUAAGGCAGGCGGGUGAUGAGGUAUCCUCGCCUGACGAUGUCAGCAUCGGACCCAAGGGUGAGAUCAUCUCUGCUAGCGAACUCGUGUCUGUUCCCAAAUCUGUCAGCUGGGGUGAGAACGAGACGAAGAGCUUUGAAGUAGAUACACCAGAGAACCGAAGUGAUUCCGACAACUACUUUCCUACUGAUAAAUCGCCCGAGAAGCCGAGGCCGAAGCUAAACAAGGCCAGUCGCUGGGGUAUUCUUGCCGCGGCACUGGCUGGUAGCAGCGCCGAGCCACACAACGAACCUGAUUUUGUAGUGUCAUCCAAAACCCCAGAUAUACCCAGAAGCUUUCCAGAUGAAGCAAGCAGGGACAUCUCUGUUCACCGGGUUGAAGACGUUUCCGGUGACGAUACGAUUCACGAACCUCCAAUCCCUGGACCUAAACCUCCAAGUCCACAUCCUCAACAGAUGCCUGGCGGCUUUGCAGAUGACUUUGAGUUUGCUGCCACGCUGGCUGCUGGCCUGAAGGAUACUGGCUUCAACCCCGACAUCGUCAUUGAUGACCCCUCCUACAGUCGGCGUGACUCUCCUCCAGGUGUUCAAGAGGCAAACGGUGAUUCUCAUGGCAUCACAAAUGGCAAUUCCUGGUACAAGCGACCUUCCGCCGAGGGCAUUCCUGAGCCUAAAAAUGAUAACAUCCCAAAACUUCUCCCCGAGCAAGGGUUUGUUCUCGGAGAGAUUGAGACCCCUCAGGAAACGCCUUUUAUUAGGUAUGAAGGCGAGCACGGCAUCAAGCCCGACUUGCCAAAGCCUGAAGACGUGCCACUUCCUCAAGACAGUUCCGAAACUUCGAAGUUGAGCAAGCGAGAACCGCGCAAGCGAGACAAGUCCAACGUUGUCGUUGUUCAGGAUGAUGGAAAGAUUGUGAACAUCAAAACGGAGCCGUCACCUUCAAGGGAGGUCGGUGAAGAGGUGUGGGAAGAUACCACUCGCAAGAGGGCGAAGAAGGAUCGUAAGGGCCGCGAUUCCGAUGACAUGGGCCCAAGUACUUCUUCUACCAAUCACUACGCGAGCGACGCACCAGCCAGCGACACCAGAUCUGAUCAUGAAUCUGAACCGAAGAAUACCCUUGCAGAAUACGAUCGCAGCCAGAGCUUCAACGCCGUGGAUAUCGCCAAGGUGGCUGUGCCAGCUCUCGCCUUGGGUGCGCUUGCCUCCUCAAGUUCAAGAAAAACGCCAUCUCGCAACGUUCGCUCUCAAGACGAGCAAGACGCUCCCAGGAAGUCACACAAGCCUUGGAAUGACGACGAUUACUACUAUGACGACAAUGGGUCUCGCGUCUCCGCCCCUGUGAGGCCUUCGCAUCAUCGCCAUUCAUCUCGAGAAUUAUCCUCCCGAGACGUUCGACCAGACGAUGAGCGAGAAGACCACAAGUAUUCAAGCAAGCACAGGAAGGACCGCGAUUCUCGCGACGAUGCCACAUAUCGAGAUUCUUCUACACUGGACCCCACUGAUCGAAGGUCUGUAAGACGAGGAGCAUCUCGAGAUCGUUCAAGAGAUCAUAGGUCUAGAGAAAGAUCCAGACAUAGGUCACGGGAUAGAUCUCGAGAUCGUUCAAGAGACCAUAGGUCUAGAGAAAGGUCUAGAGACAGGUCACGGGAUAGAACAAGAGAUCGAUCCCGAGAUCGAUCUCACCACAGAAGGCCUGAUGAUGAUGAGCGGCCAAAAAGAUCGAAGCGUCACACCUACAGCAAUGACUCCCCAACCCGGUCAUUAGCAGCCUCCGAAAUCUCUGUUGGUAGUUCAAGCAGCAAGAGAAGCAAGAGGUCGAAACGAAGGAGUGGAGCCGAAGAAGAUUUCGGCGACAGCAGAGAGAGCCCAUCGGAUCGAAGACGUGACUUCUUUGACGACCGAGAUGUUAGCUCUGUCGUAUCCGAGUCGCGUGGAGAUGACCGUCGGCGCGAGAGCGGACAUAGACGCAAGUCUUCGCGUUAUGAUGAUGAUGAUGAUGUGAAAUCGGUUGCAUCCAUGCCUGGCUCAUCUCGCCGGGACAAGGAGUACAAAGAACGCAGAACCCCUGAGAAGCGACCAAGCAAUAGUGUUCUUUCUAGCCUCUUCAAGUCACGCAAGGAUAAGAAGGAUUCUUUUUUAGAUAAUGCCGGCACCCUUGGCGCGGGUGCCGGCUUAGCGAGUGCAGCGGCCAUUAUUGCGUCUGAUGCUGCUCGUUCCAACGCCGCUGAGACCUCAUCAGAUCACGAGAAUUCUGUCUCUCGUGAUGGCCGGCCUCGUGCGCGCAGCUUCGAACUGGUUGACCCCGAAGUCGUGCCCCGUGUUAUCAAACCAGCCAUUGACCCUCAAUAUGGCGACCUCCUUCCGCUACCUCCCAGCGAACCAACUAGCCCUUCUUCUGGUCCGGAGGAACUACCCCCUCUUCCCGACAGCAGGCCUGACACGCCUCCAGAGGAGCGUAUAAUUCGGCGAGAUUCACGUACCCAUCAGCGACGUCGUAGCGUUUUUGACACGCCCACAAAGUCACCCAGCCGAACUGCUGUUCCUAUCGCCCUUCGUUUGGGUAAUAGGUCAAACCCCGCCUCUCCUGUUAGCUUCAAGGCGUCCCCCGCUAGUUCCCCUAUAACGUCUCAUUCGGAUGCCGUGGUCAUGUCAAGGCGAGCAGCUCGACCAACAUCCUGGGACAACAGUCGAGAAAUCAUGCCACUGUAUCUUCUUGAACACUCACGACACCAACAACCAACUACUGGCUCAGUGCUACCUGCGCUCCCACCUAGUGAACCUAGCGAGACUUCUGCAAGGAACUCACCCGAAUCCGAGUUCCUCAAGCAUAGUGACGAUUAUUUCGGCUCCGGUCUUGAUUUUACCGGCCCUGAUCUUCGUGUUGAUACCGAGCUAUCGGAGCAGCAUCCCAAGGACUCUGUCGCAGGAUCUCAGGAAACAACGCCUCGCGCGGAGUUUAUGCCCAUGCUCCCAGGCCCUCUCUCCUCUGACACUGCCAGAGAGCAUGAGAAGGAACCGACAACUUAUCUCCCGAUGCCUGCAGAAGUCAUCAGCAAGGAAUUGGAAAACGAUGUCUCUGCUGCAUCGUUGCCCUUUGACGCUUCUGACAUGGCUGUUCCUACCACUUUGGAAGGCCAGCAACGAACUCACUCACCCGCAGACAAAACAAAUGACUUUACAUCUGCUGAUGAGCAUUUCUCGGACGCUCUCGAGGGUCACGCAGAGCAGAUGGCACCAAGAGAAGCUGUUAUCAAGUCUGUCGCUGAGCCUGUCGUCGAGCCUGCUACCGAGCCUGCUAUUGAACCUCUUGCUGAGUCUUCUACUGAAUCUUCUACUGAGCCUCCUGUCGUCGAGCCUGCCGUCGAGCCUGUCGUCGAGCCUGUCGUCGAGCCUGUCGUCGAGCCUGUCGUCGAGCCUGUCGUCGAGCCUGUCGUCGAGCCUGUCGUCGAGCCUGUCGUCGAGCCUGUCGCUGAGCCUGUUGUCGAGCCUGCUGCUGAGCCUACCACUGAAUCCACUGUCGAGCCCGCUGUUGAACCUAUCACCGAAGCCACGAGUGAGACUGCGCCUAAUUCUUCUACGAUUUCCGCCGAGAUUGCCACAUUCAAGCAACCUGUUACUCCCGAAGAAGAUGAAACUGUUGGUACGAAUGACGAAGUCCUCGAGCCUAUUCUUGCAGACUUUUUGGUAGAGGAUAGCACUGGAGGACUCGCAAUUGGGUCCGCAGUUGAGGAUGUCACAGCUCUGUCUCCAGAACUUCCGUCACAAGCAGUUGAGGAAACAGACCCUGAGAUCAUUGAGCCUUUCAAUGGCCAGAACACCAAACCUGCUAUCGACACGACUUACGAGAAACCCGAAUCCAUCAGAGCGCCGGACAGCAUAUUUGUCACAGAUCCCAUUGUUGAAGCAGUUUCAGUAAGUGAUUCCACUACGAAGUCCGCCGCCCAGCCUAUGGAAGAAAAGCGAACUACCGAUAUUGCUCGCGACACCAAUACCGGGAUAAACAACCCUGUUACCGAGCCUCAAUCAGUACCGGCUGUUGUUCCCUAUACGGAGCCUGCUACUCAAGAAUCGGAAACACCGUUUGUAAAGCCUGGGGAUGCCGCUGCCCAGCGUGCAGAAAAUGAGAUCACCACCGAUGAGUGGUCAACCAUGAACGCAAAGGAUAGGAAAAACAUGAAGAAGAAGCUCAAGAAGAAGGGACUUGAGCUGAUCAUUCAAGACUCUUUCGACGUUCCCGUCCCCGCUGCUAGCAAGGAUGACAAUACCGUUCUAGGCGACGAGGCUGUCGUAGUGAAUGAAGCUUCUGAAACAAAGCCGGCUAUGGUUGAACUCGAGCCCACCCACGAAUUUACACCUCAACCCUUUCAGGUUUCUUCUACCGACCCUUUCGCCACCGAAGCCGUGAAGCCUCAAGAGCCUGAGGCUUUGCAUGAGGAACACCAUACGAUCGCACAGUCUGAAGAAGUCCAGGAAGUCGUUGAGCAAAACAAACCAGUUGAUUCGAACUUAUUGGUGGACCAGGUAGCGGAAGAGUCACCAAGAGAGCUAGACAACGCCAUCGAAUCUGUGGUACCACUAAUAGACCCUGAGCCCGUAAUCGAAUCUUCUGCCAAUGCUCAAGCUACUGCGGAAUCGACCUCCAUCACCACUUCACCUAUCGCAGAAGCGGCCCUUGAAGAGCAACUGGUGUCUCCAUCCAAGAGCAAGAAGAAAAAGAAGAAGAGCAAGAUGCAGCAGCCAUCCGAAGAGGAAGCAAUCUCUGUAGAGCCAACAGUCACCGAGGUUGAAGGCACAGGCCCAGCUGAAAUUUCCGAAGCUGAAAAAGAAGCGUUUGAUGCUUGGACGGAGCCAGUCGCGCCCAUUGAACCCUCUGCUGAAUCAUCUGAAACAGCUGCCCAUAGUGCCUCAGGUUCUAUGGCGGAACCACUCCCAGAGGUCUCUGUUGAGCCUGUCGGUGCAGAUGCAUUCGAUGCCUGGGCCCAACCAGAUACCAUGACUGAAAGCGUAGAUGCUCCAGAGAAGGCACCGGAUAAAUCUACAAAAGCCUCCGAUCCGGCUUCCGAAUCGCCCAUUGUAUCAGCCGAGGGUGACAGCGCCGCUACGCCCAAGUCAAAGAAGAAGAAAAAGAAGAAGAAGGGCGCCAGAGCCGAUGAUGAGCCAAUGGUGGAUAAACAAGAGAUGCCUCAAAUAGGAGAGUCUCUUCAAGUUGAGGACGUUGGUGACAAUGAAGCGAUUAAGAAUGCCAACAGAAACCCGAUGGAAGAGCCGCCCGUUGUGGUAGCUGAGCCCACCGACCUUACUCAAGACAAUGAGGCUCCGGACCCACAGUCUGUUUUGUCAUCAAAAGAUACUGAUCAAGUUCUUGAUCGUGGAAAUGCUUCUCCAGUUGAGGCUCCGGAGCCUGACGAUCCUGAGUCCAAAGAUGAUGUCGAUUAUCAUCCGGCCGCUCGUGAUUCCCAGACUUCCGCCAAAGAUCCACGAAAAGACAGACAAAGUCAAGGAUACUUCCCAUCUGCUCUUCGGGCACUCCCCGCCACAGCUGGAAUUUCCGCUUUCAAGAGGAUGUGGGGAUUCCGGGAUCAAGCACAGACACAAAAUAAAUCGGUCGAACCUGAGCCUGAUGAAGUAAGUGCUGACAAGUCAACGUUCACAGGCACUAGGUCUGAUAUUAUUACACCGAAACUCCAUCGUGACGCUCCCAGGGAUAGAGAGAUUUCUAGCGUAAGCGCUGGAAACCCAGAAGUUGCCGACGUCGAGCCAGACGUUUCCGCUGCUGAUACCGCUCCCGAGACGCAUGCCAACAAGGCGGGUCGCACCACAAUAGAGCCCCAGAUCUCUGAACCACUCUUCUCGCAAGGAGAUGCGCCGGCAGACGAGUCUCAAGGAACUUCUUUUGGACUGGAAUCCUCCCAAGUUGACGAAUCAGUCAAGGCUACAGGGGAUGCUAACCUCGACAUCCUUGCUGAGGAUGAAGUGACUACCACUACGGACAGACAACUCACCGAGACACUCCCAGUCUCGGCUCUUGAGGAGGGCUCCGCCGAAAUGUUAAAAGAUAAUGUCAUUGGUUAUCCAGCAACAAGCGUGGGGGAGGCAACAGCUUCUACUGAAACCGAGUCCGACAAAAUCAAACAAGAAGAUUCCUCGACGAUAACUACGGCUGAUGAUGUUAAGCACCCAGCACAUGAAUCUACUGCGGAUUCCUACAAGGAUUCAACAAUACCAGCUCAGGCUGAUCUUGGUCAGCUUGUCAAAGAAGAGUCUAUUGCUCCAGUCGAGGAUGAGGAUGUGGGACUUGUGGUGGCAGGCUCAGAAUUGAGCACAAAGCCCGUAGAAGCCAGCAUUGGAGAAGUAAUCAAAGAAGAUGCCAGCAAGACAACUGGAGGAGAGGGUGCGAAGUCUAGUGUGGAAGCUCCUGGCGAAAUUAGCGAGGCGGAUGCAAUGGCAUUGAAGAAGAAGGCCAAGAAAAACAAGAAGAAAAAGAAGAACCAACCUAGCCAGGAUGAGGCUCCCAAGGAAGAAACCAGAGACACUACUACGGACGUUAAAAUCAGCCAGGAUGGAUCAGGUGCCGAAACAGCAGUAAUGUCUGGCAGAAAGAACCUUGAUAUCCUGGCGCCAGAUCCCAUGGUUGAAACUUCUGACUCUAUUGUUGAAAAUGCCUUCCUCAACCAGAAGCCUGAUGAAGAGUCGACACAUGGCGUACUGGACGAAUCAGGAGUCAAGGACCAGCCACAGCUUGAUGCUACACCAGCUGAGAACCAAUCUCAAGAGCAGUCAUCCUUAGAUACUGCUUCAGUGGAACCGCAAACCAGCGAACGGUUGCAGACUGAUGAUCAGUUGUCUGAGCAUGGGCAUAAGGAAAGGCUGCCAAGUGACGCUGGGCCAGCUGAUCCUGAAAUCAAAGAACGAUCACAGAUUGAUGACAACUCAGCGGAGCAUCACGUUCCGGAUACCUCUGAGAUCGGAAAAGAGCCAGUUGAGCCUCAAGUCGAAGGAUUGGCGCACAUCAGCGACGAACCAACUAAAUCGGAGCUAAAAGAACAGCUUCAAGCCGAUGGCCAGACAUCUCAGCCUGAAGCUGAAGAGCAGCCCCAAAUCGGUGGUGAAUCGUCUGAGGUUGUGUUUAAGGAACGAUCGCAGACCGAUCUCCCGAUGGGGCCCGAUACUGAAGAACAGACACCUGCGUUUGGCAACUCAACUGUUCUUGAUAUUGAGGAUGAAUCACAAACAGCAAACGUGUCAGCUGGGCCCGAAUUAAGAGGCGAGGCACAGAGUGAGAAGCCGGUGGGCGAACAUUCAAUAGAUGAGCUACCCCCGCCUGCAGAUGAUGGUUCCCCUCAACUUGCUCUUGAUAAAGCACUGCCUCCAAGGAGACCAGAUGCUCAUUCUCUGGAAGUGGAAGCCGCUAAGGAAGAACCCUCUCUCGCAGUUGGGAACUUUGAGGCGGAGAGCGAGAAGGCAGAGAUCGAAGCUCUGCUCGAGAAGAGAGCGAAGAGGAAAGGGCGACUUUUGAAGAAGGAUCAAGCACGUCUUGCUGCUCUUGAAGAGAGUGCCGCUCAAAGGUUAGCGGCAUCAGUCGUCCCUGAAGUCCGAGAGCAAGUUUCCGAGGAACCGGUGGACAUCAGCAAUGCUGAAGGACCCCAACAGGAGUCUGAAACAAUCGACACAUCAAAGAAGGCUGAAGGCACUCUAGACGAUGACAAACAACACUCAAGUGAGGAAGUGCCUACCGCCGAGCCUCCUGAUGUCGUUGAAGUCCGUGCCAACGAAGUUUCGACUGAAAGUGAGACUCGAGAUGUUGAACAACCGACCGAGACCACCGAGGCGGCAAUGUCCCUGCCGGCUGUAGAAGGGACCGAGGAAAACAUUGAUGUUAUUGAUACGGCUGUGACUACCGAGCCUCAAGAUGCUAUAGAAGCUCCUGAAGACAACACUUCAGAGUUGGCAAGCACUAAGAAGUCAAAGAAAAAGAAGAAGAAGAAAUCGGUAUCUCUUGUUGAGAAAGACGAAGUUCAAGGUGCAGCAAAACAGAGCAGCGAACUGCCUGUGAUAGUAUCCGAGCCCUUACGCCUCGAUGAAGCUACAGCCGGCGUCAACGAAGUACCGGUGGCUGAGCUAGUUGCCGAAGAGGUCUCAAAUGAAGUGCCAUUAAAGGAUGCCGAACAGCCUGACAUACCUCCUGUGAACCAUCCCUUGGGGCCUGCAAAUGAGAGUACGGCCGUUGAGGGCGACACUGAAGCAACUUCGGCUGCUAUUAUGGAAGAGGCCGAGCCAGAGACCUCACCCGAUAAGAAGAGCAAGAAAAAGAAGAAAAAGAAGAAGGCCACUUCCUCUGACGAGCCAGAGAGGCAGCCUGAAGCCGAACCCGCACUCCAAAAACCUCCCGAGCCAACAUCUAAAGACUUGAUCUCUGAUACAGCCAAGAAUUCUGCUUCGCAAGAAGCGCAGUCUGACAUUGCCCAGACUGCAGAGUCAAGUGUUAUCGAACCUACAGAAACGCCUGUCCAUCAAGAUGGGCCGUCGCCUCCCAUGGAGUCGGAAGUCAUAAACACUGUCGAGACUACCCCAGUAGAUGAUGAGCAGACACAGCCAGCUGAUGCCAAGACCACCGUAGAAACCCCUUCUGUCCAGGAACCAACACCAGCCACGGACAAGCCUGAUAUUGUAGCACCCGAUGAGCCUCCCUCCGAAAAUCCUCCCGAAGCCGAGGAACCCGAUUCACCGGCGAAACUGUCAAAGAAGGACAAGAAGAAGAAGAAGAAGGCCGAAAAGAAGAAGGCUGCUCUCGAAGAGACCCAGGAAACUGAAGCUGAGGCUGGCCUUGCUACCUCUUCUCAGGAUGCUGACGUUUCGGCCGAUACUGGCAUCCAUGUCCCUGCCGAAAAUCCUCAAGCCGCGCACGAUGAGACCCCUAAGCAGACCGAUGAAAACGAGACACCUGACAGAGCGGCUCCUUUGGAGGAUAAAAUAACUCCUCCAGCCGACCAUAUCAAUAUACCAGAUACCGGUAAUUCUGGAGAGCUUCCAAGCGAAGAACCAGCUGGUCCUGAAGACGAGCGGGGUGGGUUAAGCCUCAGUCAAUCCCAGACCGACCAAAAGAAGAAGGCUAAAGACAACGAUUUUGAAAUCCUGCAGGACCCCGAGACCAACCGUCCAACGGAGCCGGAGAUGAUUCCGGAUCCGGAAAAGCAGGACGACGCCGCCGCCGCCGUGGAUAAGGCACAGAGCCAAGGACCUACGGAGGGUACAAAACGGAUGGAGGACACGAGCAGAGCUGGCGAUCUUGAAGCCCAUGUCGGGCCCGGGACGAAGCUGGAGCCAGAAUCGGAACCGGGACAGGAACUAGGAGGCAAUAAGGAAUUUGCAGGCUUGUCAAAAAAACAGAUCAAGAAGUUGAAGAAAGUCAAGGCUCUGGCUGCCUUGGAUUCCUCGCCCAAACCACAGACGCCCGAGGAAAUCGGAGCCUCUGAAGAGGCACCAUCGGAACCAUUGGCUGAAACUGGAUUGGAAUCUGAACCAAAGCCACAGGUUCAAUCCGAGCCUGUUGCCCAAAGCUCUACCGAGGCAGAUCCAGAGCCUGACUUUAAGGAUGAGAAAGAAGGACUCCCGGGGAUCGAGGAGAUUGUACCUAUAAUUGAGCCCGUCAUUGAAGCUGAAUCCGAGUCCAAAAAUGAGACUCAAUCUCUGGACAACACCAAUAUUCACUCUCCGACUGGACAAGCCUUUGCCAAGCCUGAAGCUGAUGCCGCCAUUCAGGGAUCUCAACUUGACUCUACAGCCCCUGGACAGGAUAUCGUUGUUCCUGCGCCGGAGGUUGAUCUUGAGGAUCAAGUCGCUAAUUUUGGUAAAGGCCCAAUUACUAACAGUGCAAUUGAGCAGAAGAGCGUGGUGGAAAUCGAUGCCUCAUCAGAGUCGUGGGCUCUACCAAGACAGACACCCAAAGAAUGUGUUGACACGAUUGAGGUCCGUGGCUCAGAAUUUGAGGCGGGAAAAGAGGCAGAAGUCGCAACCAAGCCAAAUCUCUUAGAAGAGCUCAUCCAAGACCCCACGCCCUCUUUCGAAAUGAAGCAUGAUACGACAGACAGCGCGCAUGUCAUCCUAUCUGAGGAAGUUGCUGCCUCCACGGUGCUCGAGUCUCCUUUGUUAAAUGAGCAUGCAUCGACAGACGCGCCUGUCGGAUCUGAGGAUGAAACUGCCCUAGGACAAGCGACUGAUGAUAAUAUUGAGUCUAUUCCACAGCUUCCUGGAGCUUCUGCAAACUCUCAUUUGGACCUCGACUCCGUCGGCGGAAACACUGAUGCUCUACAUGGCCUCAAAGAAGGCGAAACAGACCAUACCCGGAAACUCAGUGCCACAAACACAAGUGCUUCUGGUACCGUUGCCUGUGAUGCCUUAACGUACUCACCACAGCAGAUUGCAACGAAGGCAGUUGAACGACCCCCGCUGGACAUAGAGUCUUUCGAGGAUCGCCCUUCACCGCCAGACACUACUGAACAAGCGUCUAAGCGUCUGGAAAUUCCCGAUAUUCCCAAGCAGCCUAAAUGGCCAAACUCAACCUCUCAACAGGCUCAUGAACAGUCGCAUACUCCACCUAUCUCACUCACCGUUCAAGCGAUUACCGAUGCUUCCAGUUCAGAGAUAGCAACUACAGUCACUUCUCUCUUUUUAGAGGAUUCAGCAGACCCUGACCAUGGCUUGACUGACACCCCUGAAAGUUUGUCUGCAUCUGAGAAAAAGAAGUUGAAGAAGAAAAAGAACAAGAAUAAGCAGGAGGCCCUCCAUGAAGAUGCCGAUCAGGUGGAGGAGCCAAGCAAACCCGCAGGCGUCGACAUCGCUCCAAACCUCGCAGUCGUUCAUGAAAUGAUAACACCUGCGAAUCGUCCAGCAGACUUGGCAAUUACUGCUGCAUCCACGUCUGACUCAAGGGCAGGCUUCGGAGUAUCUGGUUCCCCUGUGUCUGCCGCAGAAUUCGAAUCAACGAUCCCUCUUCAGAUUGCUGCCGACAUAGGAAAUGAGGAACAAGAUCAAUUUACGAAGGAGAGGACGACAAAAGCCUCUUCCGAAUCUCAUCAUGAAGAAGCUUCUUCUGAACCAUCUCAUGAGCUUGCUAUUUCUCAUCGCACACUCAAAGCAAUGGAUGGUGUAGGCGUCCAAGACUCUGAACCAGUCAACGAGGUCGAUGAGAACCAAGUGGCCAAGGGUCUCGAGAUAGCGCAUCCACGGUCUCGACAAAUACCGGGGUCGAUUUCGCCUGAUUCUCCAAACCAGGUGAUGGACAUUACAGGCGAUGGAUAUCCUCAUUCCUCAGGCGCUCAGCAAGCUGAGAAUGAGUUUACUGUCGAGGAGUGGGCAGCCCUUUCUUCCAAGGACAGGAAGAAGAUGAAAAAAAAGCUAAGAAAGAUAGGUCUUGACCCAAUCAUUCAGCCUUCUUUCGAACCGACUCAUUCAACUGGCAAACAUCUGCCCGAACCCACAUCCGACCCUAGCCCUCCUAUAUCUCAAAUCGAAUCAGUCAGUGGUAGUGGUGGUGGACAAUUUGUGGAAGAUCCGGAGGCGUCAAGGACAUCUACCAGUAAAGAUAAUGUUGGAAAGAAACCGAGCUUCGAGGUUCGCAAUGAUGGCAUCCACGAGGGCAUUCUCGCAGACGCAGUAUCUGCACCUGAGACACGAUCAAUCCGCGAGACUGAACCGGAUCAACAAAAGCCGCUGAAUGGUGAUACUGGACCUUCUCCUAUACAGGAAACCAAGAGCAACGACACAAAGACGGACGAUGGAUUUCAGGCUUUGACCGAGACACAAACCAUCGCAGAGACACCCGUACUUUCUGGAAAAGAUCAACACACGCCUAAUAUGCAGGAAGACGUUCAUGACUCUCUACUACCCGAAAAUGCAAACAAACAGCAGCUGGGAAACGAUUGCGUGCCAAUUCCAUCGUCAAAAUGGGAAUCUUCGUCACUGAGUAAGCCAAACCAAGAAGUGAAAACAGAGCACCCCACCAGCCAAGCACCUCCAGAUUUGGAGCACUUGUCCAAGUAUACCCGAGAGAUCGAUGGCGAUUUUGUCAGCGCUACAUGUGCAGUAGAGAUGCUACCACAACAGGAAACAGGAGAAGUCAAUGAUGAGGUGGUACCGGUUAUAGCAUCUGACUUUCUGCCAGAGGAGAGCAAGGAAACCGGGGAAGACGAUGAGCCUGCCCCUGUUCCAGCCGAGAAUUUCCUCUCCAUCGAUGAGCCAGCCAAUUCUACUAGGGCUGAGACGGACCACGAAGCUUGUCUUCAUUCUGCUGAGCUUGUUCAGAAGCAUCAAAUUGACAGCAAGCCUUGGGACAAGUAUGAUGCGGUUUCAUUCGCUCCAUCAACAGAUCACUCCCCAACCAUGAUCGACCGUCCAGCACCUGAAGUUCUACAAGAAUCCCCCAAACAAGCGGCGAGCCUUGAUUUGGCUGGAGUCAGCAACGCUGAUAACUCCGCUGAGGGUUCCAGAGCCCAUCUGGACAGAGAAGGAAACUCUAGCCUACGAGCUGUUACUGUCAAAGAGUCUGAUGAAGCUAUGCACACAGGCACACUCACAACCUUUAAGGAACCGGAAUUGUUGGAGUCAACGGAACCUCGGCACGAUGUAACCACGCAAUCAGCGACAGAUAUCCCUGAUUCGAGAAAGAACAUCUUAGAUGUUUCUCUCCUUGAUGCACAAGCUGAGCCGUUCCAGGAAGAUCUUGUCGGUAUCAGGCCAGGCGAUGAGAAUGCCAUACUUCCAGAGAAGGACGAACAGAAGAAGCAGCCGAAGCCGAAUUCAGAUACUGCUCCUUUCGUACUAAGUGAUGCCAACAAAGACUGCGCAGUUUUGGAAGAUGCCCAAACACAACAGGAAACUCAAAACCAGCCAAAGCCUACCGAUACAAUACUGAACGAUCCUCAUGGAACCCAACCAGGAACCGGACUACCAACCACUGGCCAGGCUAAGAUUGAUGACAAAACAGCACCAGCCGAGUCGGGCGAUAUCUUCCCGGAGCUUGAACCACCAUACGGGGUAAUGCCUAUGACAGCCACAACUGAGAUCGAAAGAGACUGUCACCCCGCCGUGCCUGACGAAUCAAAUGUACCAUCAAUGCAAGUUGAGGAAGCUGCCCAGAUGGAAGACUCAACCACGCCGCGUUUCCAGAACGACAAGAACAUAAAAACGGGCUACGCUUCUGAGACGUCAAUCACAGAAGAGAAAGCUUCACCAGAGCUAGCAGUCUGGAAGCGCAUCGAGUUCCCCGGAGCUUCUGGCGGUAAAUCGACUCUGGAUGAUUCAGAUAUUGAUGAUAAGGCCCAAGUAGUUGUGCCAAACCUCUCACUUGUGCCCGAGUCCUCGGGAACCGACCAGGCACCGCAUCAGGCCACACAAGGAAAGCAGCACCUCGAAAGCAAAUACAGGGAUGACCCUGUUGUUGACUUAAUGAUUGCCCAGAAGGAAGAAGCGAAUGCCCCCCUUCAAGAUUUUGGUACUGGAAAUCCCAUUGUCAAAACUGCACAAAGUCCUCCGACAUCGACAGGUAGAUAUUCUGCUUCUGGCAAAGGCGGGCCGUCGCUGGUUCAGGUUGAGGCAAAUGCAUCUAUUGGGCCCUCACCAAGACAGCUCUAUGAACCUUCACCUGCUGCCACAGAAGAUGCGCUUGUGAAGUUAGCCCCCAAGAAAAAAAAGCAGAAGCAAACGAAUCAUAGAUCUAUUGAGGCAGCAAGAGAAGGGAAUCAAGGGGCGCUAUCCAAUCAAGCUGUUUCUGACCAUCCUGCCGACAACCACCUUCUCUCAGAACCGAACGCCCCAGCUUCCAAAGAGGAGCCUGCGACAACGGAAGUGUUAGACGAUUCACAGCCAAUACCGGUCAAGACGGAAUCUAGGAAUAAAGAAGAAACAGACCAGCAGCCACCGGACGGUUACCUAAUCCAUACCGAGCCUUUUCAGCCCCAAUUGGCAAUCGAAGGUCAGUCAGAUACAGCCGUUCAAGCUGCAUCAGGUCCUAGAACAAGUGACAACGCUCCUGCUCCGACAAAAGAUGGUUGCAUAGACCCAGAAUCCCCUGUGGCAACUCCCACCCUGCGACAUAUCCCCGCAACUACACUCGUACAUGAGACAGUGGACGAAGAUACGGAGAUGACGCCAGCUUCCAAGGGUCAUUCCAUUACGCCUUGUUCGGAGGAGAUGAAAUUGAGUGGGGAUGCACCGUCCAGAGGCGUGGCCUCUGAAGAGACAAGCAGUGCCGCCAAUGGGCCAUCAAAUUUGACAUCGACAGCGACAGAGUCGCCUAACAUCAAAUCUACUGACAAGUCGUUGAAGAAAGAAAUGAAGAAAGCGCAGAAAGUAGGGUUGGAAGCGAGAUCCGCUGGGCCAUCAGUCUCUUCGGAACAUGCACCUUUUAUUGAUCGAGAUGCUCAGUUCUCUUCUGCAAAUGAGGCAACACAGUUGAAAGAGAUUGACAAAUCAUCGUCACAAGAAACAUUCGAUGCAAAAGAGGGAAAGAAGGUCUUGAGAAAACCCGAGUCUACUUCCAUGUUUCCGAAAGGACCUCCCGAUGCGAACCCACCAGCCGUAAAAGAACCUACGGAUCAGCCUGUACGCUCCUUAGAAGCUACAGCCGCCACCUCGGACGUUUUGAAAGAUGAGCCAGACCUGCAUAAAUCCAGCAAGCCCAGUACAUCGACUUUCGCUGGGAUGAUUGCAGCCACCGCCGCGACGUUCAGCUCUGCCAUGUUCGGGGACUGGAUAGAGGGCGACAAGAGUAAAGGUGCGAGACAAGAAGAAAAGAAACCCGAAAGCAGGGAUGAGGCACUGGAAGAAGGGAAUAAGGAAUCGCAAAAUGAUAGCAAGGCAGCAAAGAACUCAAGUGACGCCAAGUUACCCGUAAAAGAUAUCGACAAAAGGGUACAGGGAAAAACCACAGCGCACCGAGAAGUCCAGGAUGCGAGGAGGAAGAGACCAGAAAAAGACUUCGCUAGUGGUGGUGCUGACCACAAGGAAAAGCAUCAUGACAUUGCUACAGAUGCUAAAGACAAGAGCGAACCAGCAGAGAGAAAACCAAAGGCUUCAAAAAAGACAAACAAGGUCACGUCAUCUGUUCACGAGACAUUGUUCGAUGCGCCAGGAAAGAGUAGGCGCUCGGAGAGCUACGAGGGAACAUCGGAAGUUCUUGGCACAUCAAAAGGUCCUUCGACGAACCCAAAGAAAGAGCACAAAUCAACUUCGCGGCAAUUAUUUCCAGAAACGUCAGACAUAAUGGAAAGUCCGGUGCUUGGCAAAGGAGAAUUGGAGCUGUUGAGAAGCUCCCCUCAGCCUCUUCUUCGUCGUGGAUCUGACGUUGAGGAGCCCAAGAGCGGUCUGUUACGAGAGGAUAGCAAGACAUUUACACCACUGGUGGGCUCGGAAUCGGAUAUGAGUGAUCUACGCCGAUCGCCAAGCAGACUCUUGGAGCCAGUCCCAGAGGUUCCCGAGGCCGAAGUUGAGCCAGCCAAGGAUGCAUUCUCAACACCAAAAGCCAAACGCGACAGCGCUCCUGUUGGCGAAGCAUUGAGCUUCCAGAGACGAAGUAGACGCUUGAGUGAAGAGGCACAUCGUGACAGCGGAUUCGGAGGGGAUUUAGCAACUCUAAGGCGAAGCAAACCUGCCAGUAAAGAGGCUUCACGCGACAGUGGAGUACAUCCCGAAGACUGGGCUGAAGGGGAAAGUCAGAUACAGCCAGUUGCAGACCGAACGGUGUUGGAAACUCCCGAUCCGCUGAGUGAGCGAAGACUUCGUCGAUCUCCGCGAGGUACACCGGUGUUGCGAGAGCCUACAGCACCUGGACCAACACCGGAGCCAGAAAAGAAGAAACAAUACGGGGCUCUAACUCCAGCUGGCACGGCAGUCGCCGCCGUUGCAGCGGGUGCGGGCUUAGCGGCAGCCCUACGAGGAACUGAGCCUUCGACACCAGUUCCAAUUCCGACUACGAGUCCCAACCCGAUUUCAUCAUCAGUUUCUGGUCAGAGAAGCGCUUCAGACAAUGCCACUCCUUCUCGUCGGUCAACACCUCGUCUCGAGGGUUCAGGACGUCGAACUGUCUCUAACACCAGCCUCUCUCGGCGUCGGACCCCGGAGCCGCUUAAGUUGAGGCCUGAUAGCCCAGGCAUCAGCCGCUCCUCAGGCACCCCCACACCGCCGCUCCGCCGUGUUGACAAGCGAAUGAGCAGUGAUUUGCGGGCUCUUCGUCAACAAAACACCACCGCCGCCGCACCCGCCAGUUCCACGCCUGUCGCAAAUGAGGGUCGCGCCCGUGCCAAGGACAUGGCCGACGUCUAUGAUGGCUUUGGUGAGGGUCGCAUCGGCUCACCCCGAUCACCAACCCGGCCACACAGCAUGCGCCGCCGACAAAGCAUGCAGGUCCUUGAACUCGAGAAUAAGGUCGAGCAGCUAAUGGCCGAGAACCGAAUGCUCACCGAAGCCCGCGCUAUGGCUGAGACGAGCCUUAGUCAACGAGCCGCCAGCAGUUUAGCCGAUCGCGAUGCCGAAAUCGACAAUCUCAAGCAAUCAUUACAAUUUCUUCAGAACGAAGUCUCUAGACUUUCAGAAGUUAACGACGGUCUUGCAAGCGCCAACGCCGAACUUGCAAGCAAAGACAAUGGUCGUGUAAAUGAUCUUGAGAGUCGCAAUGCCGCUGUCGCCCGUGAGCUGGAGGAAGCUCGACGCGAAAAAGGCAACACUGAACAGUCUCUUGAAGCAAAGGACGCAGAAAUUGCCGAGCUUCGCGCCAAACUUGAUUCUGCCAAGGAGGAAAUUCGUGACCUUCAGCGCCAGAUUUUAGAAGCCAAGGCUGGCGACGAUCAUUUUCUCAACAUCCGCGACGAGGAUCAUUUCGACCAUCGUUGCCAACAACUUUGUUCCCAUGUUCAGCAAUGGGUGCUUCGUUUCUCCAAAUUCUCUGAUAUGCGCGCCUGCCGCUUAACAAGCGAGAUAAAUGAUGAGAAGACAAUUGAUCGACUCGACAACGCCGUACUUGAUGGAUCCGAUGUCGAUGUUUAUCUCCGGGACCGGGUGAAGAGACGCGAUAUCUUCAUGUCCAUGACCAUGAACAUGGUUUGGGAAUUUGUCUUCACUCGCUACCUUUUUGGCAUGGACAGAGAGCAGAGACAGAAGCUUAAGUCACUGGAGAAGCUGCUGACCGAAGUCGGCCCCAUCGAAGCGGUACGCCAAUGGCGCGCCGUUACCUUGACUUUACUGGCGAAGCGCGAAAGUUUCAAGCGUCAACGUGAUCUGGACACAGAGGCCGUUGUUCAGGCCAUCUUCCAAACACUGUGUAAGAUCCUCCCACCACCGUCGAACUUGGAAGAUCAAAUUCAAUCUCAGCUACGACGUGUCAUGAGAGAGGCCGUUGGUCUCUCGAUCGAGAUGCGGACGCAAAAAGCUGAAUAUAUGAUGCUGCCGCCUUUGCGCCCUGAAUACGACGCGGACGGUGAGCUUACCGCAACAGUUCAAUUCAACGCAUCAAUGAUGAAUGAACGAAGCGGCAGCAUAACAACCUCAAAUGAAGACCUUGAGGCACAAGGUGCCAUCGUUCGGGUUGUGCUUUUCCCACUUGUCGUCAAAAAGGGGGAUGAUAAUGGCAAAGGCGACGAAGAGAUAGUCGUAUGCCCUGCACAGGUUCUUGUGCCCCGCUCCAAGGGUCUGUUUGGUGGUGCAAGUGAUGGUGGAAGCACUUCCAUCGGCGCUCGGAGUCAUAUAAGUCUUGUGACUGAGACAAUGGGUCAAACUGAGGUAGAUUAUGUAGAUUAA
This is a messenger RNA of Fusarium fujikuroi IMI 58289, 20859 nucleotides long. RefSeq lists its product as uncharacterized. The transcript is spliced from 3 exons. Bases 1 to 20859 code for a protein of 6952 amino acids. The record is from RefSeq and is a predicted model, not a curated record. NCBI's taxonomy places the organism in Eukaryota, Fungi, Ascomycota, Sordariomycetes, Hypocreales, Nectriaceae.